UAUCACACACCUCCGACCAAGAUGGAUGAGCUCGCGACCUAUGAUCUUGCCGCCUGCAAGAAGCCUUCCUCCGCCGUCUCCGGCAUCCGCCUCUUCGGCAUCGACGUCUCCCGCGAUCGCGGCGGCGACGGCGGCAGGAGCAAGAGCGGCCGCCGCUUCGGGUGCCACUACUGCUGCCGCCACUUCCCCACCUCUCAAGCCCUCGGCGGGCACCAGAACGCGCACAAGCGUGAGCGUCUGCGGACGAGGCAUGUUCAGUUCGGUCCGGCCAUGGAGACCGGUGGCCACAGUGUGUGCGGCCUCAGUGACUGCCUUCGUUUGCCUCACCACCCUUCAUGGCGCGCUAGUGUCAGCGCCGGAGCUGGUUUCUUCGGUAGGCACGGUCCGGGGACGCAGCCGAUGACCGGUAGGCCAUUGCUACGGGGAGUUCCUGCAGUGGUGCGUGGUGGCACGGGCGUCGGCUUGAUUUAUUGUGAUCGAAUGAUGCCAUUACCUCUGAUGCAAGGAGAUGUGUGGAAAGCGGGUGGUGCCGGUAAUGAUGCAGUUUCUUGUGCUACUACUGCCACAAUGGCAAUUGUUGACAGCAGCAUGGAGUGGUUUGCAGAAUUGGCUCCUGGAGGCUAG
This is a messenger RNA of Musa acuminata subsp. malaccensis (wild Malaysian banana), 624 nucleotides long. RefSeq names its product zinc finger protein 8-like. Gene Ontology annotation, biological process: trichome morphogenesis; trichome differentiation; response to gibberellin. NCBI's taxonomy places the organism in Eukaryota, Viridiplantae, Streptophyta, Magnoliopsida, Zingiberales, Musaceae. The record is from RefSeq and is a predicted model, not a curated record. Gene Ontology annotation, molecular function: DNA-binding transcription factor activity.